GCUAUGGCAGGGCAGUCGGGUUCAAAAAGUAUCUAGAUGAGUGCAUUUUUCGUAAGCUAUUAUGGAUUUAUGUCUUAAGGGCUCGCAGAUAAACCUCGCCACACGACAGAAAACGAAGCCCAAGUAUACCACUCGCUCGCUGACGACUCUCCACAAUCCGUGUCCCCAUUUCCGGCCCCGCUCAGCGAACUUCCUGCAGCAGCGUAGUCGUUCCUCGCCUUUCCUGGGACGACCUCAGUCCGCGGAUCCCAAGUUCGGUCGCCGACAGAGCAGCUACUUUGGCGACAAGGAGCUCCGGCACAGCGGCAAGAGACAAGUCUCGUCCAACGACCUGCUUAAGUCUCUGCUAGAGGAGCCCAUCAAGCGGAGCUGGCUGUGCCGCAGCACCUGCAACUCUUCCGAGUCGGACUACUCGCUGCACAAACGCACCCCCGACAGCAGCGAGGAGGGGGAGCAGCAGCUGGAGCGUUUCCUGGUCACCAUGCCAGGCAGUGACAAGGGUAAAUCCUCGUACAGUUCCUAUUCGGGCCAGCAGCAGGGUCUAAGUAAUGGGGCUCUGCUUCAGCGUACUGCCAAGCCAGAUCUUCCUGGAAGAGUUUCCUUCAGCAAGCCGAAUAUGCACACCGACUUGGACUCCAGUGACUGCGAUAAUGACAAGCAGGAGGCGCGUCCUAGCAUCUCUGCUCCGGGACCUCUAACUCUUCCCAGUUUCCUGAGCAAACAGACGGAACCAACUGAUCCGGCUGGCCAGAAGAAAUCCGUCCACUUUGGCUCCACUGCCGCCGAGGGAGAGGUGCUGGCGGAGACCUACGAGUAUCCCAAGUGCCCCUCUGAGAACUGCACUUGCAGCACUCGAUCCUCUUCCACCACGAGCACCAACGAAGCCUCAACGGCUGAGCUCAAGUGUGCCUGUGAUGCUCCUAGCUGUCGCUUUGCGGAGGUAACUUCUCAUCUGGAAGCUCCUCUUCCACUUCCUACUCCCAGUCUACAAAAGACUCCCACGCCAGAGCUAAAUGUGAUCAGGGAGUACAAGCAGGCAGUGGGCAGUGUCCAGGUGGUGAAGAAUCACUUGGGACCCGAACCCCUCAACAACAUUGAGCCACUCCCAGAAUAUAUGGGCAAGUACAGCUCUCCGACUAAGGAGAAGCAAAACAACCUAUCCGAGACCAAGAAUCUGGUCUCCUCCUCCUCCACAAGUACUUCUGCUAAUAACAGUGGUACUUCCUACCGAGCAACUCCCAAUCCAAGGAACUUUGGUGCCGAAAACAAUUUCCUGCCCGCCGUGCAGGAGGAUCGGCGAUCCUUCGGUACCACCAGCUCCGACUCGGUCAUCAAUAACUACCUCAAGGUGGCCUCGGCGCCUCCUUUCGUGGGCAAGAAAAAGGAGAACGUGAAGCCGGCCAGUGCGGAUCCCAUAGCCCGGAACAGCAAGUCGAAGGAGACGACAAAAACGACAGUCAAUACGGUGACACCUUCUCAGGGCAAGCUGAAGAAGGCCAUCAGUGUGGGCAGCCUACGGGGGGAGCGUAAGCUUUCCGAAUACAAUCUGGACAAGGUGGACAGCUGGAUGAGCAUGCAGGAGCAGAAGCAGUUCGAGCAGAAGAACAAGCCGGGACUGGAGGACUUGGACGAGGCCCAGGACAAUGACAGUGCUUCCCAGAUCUCCCUGAAGUCGAACGAAGAUUCCAGGGACUCUACAUACGAUGAGAUUGUGUCCGUCAUCAAGGAAAUUGAGGAGGACAAGAAGAGGGACAACUUUUCCGAGCGUCUUCCCAGUGAACUUAACCUGAAGUUGGAUUCGCGUUGUGAGACCGCCGAAACGGUGACCCUCAGCGAGGGAGCAGUUCCGGAGAGCGGAGAUAAAUACAAAGACAUUUUGGCCUAUCUGAAUAAUGUGGAGAGCAGCUGCGAUAAAACCCUGAUGGAAACACGUCGUUCCAUCCCGGAGAGCACUAGAUCCGAAGUGGAGUUCGUGGUGGAACCCGAUGUCACCGAUGAGGUGCCCAAAUUAUCCGAACUGCUCAUGGUGCCCAAUCACCAGCUGGCCCGUAGGGUCAUUGCUCUAAGCCUGCGGGCCAAUGAGCUGGCCAACGCCAUCCACAUGUCCAAGGAGCAUGUCCUGCAGCUGCGUGGCGAAAAGCAGAAGAGCCUGCGUGCCGAGAAGUCUAGUGGUGCGGCCAAGCUGCGUGACCAGAAGAAACACUACGAGGAGGUGGUGACCCGUCAUCAGGGUUUCAUUGAGCAGCUGCUCAAAGACAAAGGCUCCCUCUGCGAGAAGGUGGCUGCCCUUACCCGUCGCCUGGAGAGCCAGAAUCAGGCCUGGGAGCACCGCCUGGAAACGGAGUUGGCCAAGACCAAGGAGACCACAAUGGCGGGCGAGAAAAUCCGACGAGAGCGUUGGGUGCGCGAGAAUACCAAGAAGAUCAAGGAGCUCACGGUGAAGGGCUUAGAGGCAGAGAUCAACAAGAUGACUUGCGACCACCAGCGACAGGUCACCGAGCUGAAGCGCGCUCACCAGAUGCAGUUGCUCGAUGCUCUAGAAGAGGCACGUACCAAGCACGAACAGAUCGAGACGAGCAUCCGCGAGAGCUGCGCCCAGGAUCGGGAGGCCGUUAUCGAGAAGGAGCGAACAGCCAUCCGUGAGAGAUUUGAGCGUCAACUGGAGGAGGAGCAGCGCGCCCAGGCCGAGCAGCGCCAGAAACUGGUCGAGGAGUUUGCCGCUGAGCGGGAGCGCCUGCAGGCAGAGCUCCGACAGCGGGAGUCUGAUCAUCAGGUGCGCCGCCAGGAGGCGUUGCGGGAACAGGAGCAGGAACUGGAGCAGGCCAAGUUUGAGAUGCAGGAGCGCAUGGCCAAGCAGGAGGAGAAGUAUCAGAACCGCAUCAACACCAUCGAGCAGCAGUACCAGGCUGACUUUGAGCUCUGGAAGGCGGAGCACGAGAACAAGGCCAAGCUGGCCCAGGCAGAGAAGGAGAAUGCCAUUCGGCAGCACUAUCGGGCGGAGAGGGAUCGCCAGCUGGACGAGCUGGUGGUACGCAUGGAGGCUGAUGCACUGCAACAUGGCGAGGAGCAUGAGCAGAAGAUGGCUCGCCUCAAGGAGAAGUACGAGAAGGAUCUGGCACUGGCCGAGAGUGUGGAGAAGUCCUUGCGGGAGAAAUAUGCAGAGACGCGAGGCAAACUGGCGGAGGCGGAUGCCCAAGUUCGAAACAGUCAAGCUGAGGUGCAGCAGCUUCAGCUGGAGCUGGGUCAUAGCAAGAAGAUGUGCGGCGACAUCAUCAGCGAGCGGGACAGACUCCGAGACAACCUCAACGCGGACAUCCAGGGCGAACUAGCCGUGCUGACCGAGCGGCACAAGCAGGAGAUGGAUCAGCUUCAGAAGCGUGUCCAUCAUACCAUCCAGCGGCAGGAGGAGACCAUUGAGAUUCUGAAGGGCGACAACGAUGCCCUGAGGCAGCAGUGCCUCAAACUGAACGCGGUUAUACGACAGCAGCGCAAAGAUUACUGCGUAAAAUAA
Molecule: messenger RNA, 3511 nt
Organism: Drosophila serrata
Lineage: Eukaryota; Metazoa; Arthropoda; Insecta; Diptera; Drosophilidae
Gene: dila
Product: centrosomal protein dilatory
Biological process (GO): cilium assembly; regulation of centrosome duplication; intraciliary transport involved in cilium assembly
Cellular component (GO): centriolar satellite
Source: RefSeq, a predicted model, not a curated record